Vitis vinifera (wine grape) is the source of this 1874-nucleotide messenger RNA. RefSeq names its product (E)-beta-ocimene synthase. Gene Ontology annotation, molecular function: terpene synthase activity; magnesium ion binding. Gene Ontology annotation, biological process: diterpenoid biosynthetic process. The coding region runs from base 90 to 1772 and encodes 560 amino acids. The transcript is spliced from 7 exons. NCBI's taxonomy places the organism in Eukaryota, Viridiplantae, Streptophyta, Magnoliopsida, Vitales, Vitaceae. The record is from RefSeq and is a predicted model, not a curated record.
UCACCAUUAGUUCUUCCAACGAACCAAGACCUUGAUACAUUCAGAAAUUUCCCAAUUUCUCUGAAAACAAACCAUUGCAGAGCCACGCCAUGGCACUCCACCUCUUCUACUUUCCCAAACAAUGCUUUUUGACCCAUAACUUGCCUGGACAUCCCAUGAAGAAACCACCCCGCGGCACUACUGCACAAAUUCGAUGUUCAGCGAAUGAACAAAGUUUCUCUCUAAUGACCGAGAGUCGACGAUCAGCGCAUUACCAGCCCGCCUUUUGGAGCUACGACUUUGUGGAGUCCUUGAAGAAGAGGGAGGAAAUAUGUGAUGGCAGCGUAAAGGAGCUGGAGAAAAUGUAUGAGGACAGAGCGAGGAAGCUGGAGGAUGAAGUGAAGUGGAUGAUCCAUGAGAAGAGUGCAGAGCCAUUGACACUUCUGGAAUUUAUUGAUGACAUUCAACGGUUAGGUUUAGGGCAUCGGUUUGAGAAUGAUAUAAAGAGAUCCCUUGAUAAAAUAUUACUAUUGGAAGGAUCUAAUGCAGGGAAGGGUGAGAGUCUUCAUCACACUGCUCUCAGAUUCAGGAUCCUCAAACAACAUGGCUACAAAGUCUCUCAAGAAGUGUUUGAGGGUUUUACAGACCAGAAUGGACACUUCAAGGCAUGCCUUUGCAAAGAUGUGAAAGGAAUGUUGAGUCUUUAUGAAGCUUCAUAUCUCGCUUCGGAAGGAGAAACCCUCCUACACGAGGCUAUGGCUUUCUUAAAGAUGCAUCUUAAAGACCUUGAGGGAACCUUGGACAAAAGCCUUGAAGAAUUAGUGAAUCAUGCCAUGGAGCUUCCAUUGCACCGCCGAAUGCCAAGAUUAGAAGCCAGAUGGUUUAUUGAAGCAUACAAGAGAAGGGAAGGUGCGGAUGAUGUUCUACUUGAACUCGCAAUUCUAGACUUCAAUAUGGUGCAAUGGACACUCCAAGACGAUCUUCAAGAUAUGUCGAGGUGGUGGAAAGACAUGGGCCUAGCAAGCAAGUUGCAUUUUGCUAGAGACAGGUUGAUGGAAUGCUUCUUUUGGACUGUGGGGAUGGCUUUCGAACCGGAAUUUAGCAAUUGCCGGAAAGGACUAACAAAAGUGACUUCAUUUAUAACUACCAUUGAUGAUGUAUAUGAUGUAUAUGGUUCAGUGGAUGAACUAGAGCUAUUUACAGAUGCCGUCGCAAGAUGGGAUAUCAAUAUGUGGGCUGACUUGUGCAAAGUAUUCUUAGUAGAAGCAAAAUGGUGCCACAAGGAAUACACCCCAACCUUUGAGGAGUAUCUAGAAAAUGGAUGGCGUUCGGUAUCAGGGGCUGCUAUACUAAUUCACGCCUACUUCUUAAUGAGUAAGAAUAUCACGAAGGAGGCACUGGAGUGCUUGGAGAACGACCAUGAACUCCUACGUUGGCCGUCUACUAUUUUUCGGCUUUGCAAUGACUUAGCUACUUCAAAAGCCGAGUUAGAGAGAGGUGAAAGUGCAAAUUCAAUCUCAUGUUACAUGCACCAAACUGGCGUCUCUGAGGAAGAUGCUCGUGAACACAUGAAAAUUUUGAUUGAUGAAAGCUGGAAGAAGAUGAAUAAAGUUCGAGAAAUGGAUUCUGAUUCUCCUUUUGCAAAACCCUUCGUGGAAACCGCUAUCAACCUUGCGCGAAUUGCCCAAUGUACAUACCAGUAUGGAGAUUCCCAUGGUGCUCCAGAUGCCAGAUCAAAGAAGCGGGUCCUGUCACUGAUAGUUGAGCCAAUCCCCAUGAAUCUGAAGAAAUAAAAGGGAGAAUUGUGUUUUCACCCCAAUUGGGGUGGAUAAUUAUGCUAAAGUCCUCCUAUCAUUUAUAAAUUUAUAAUUGAUUACAAGAAUAUGAUAUGAUAA